Messenger RNA from Racocetra persica, 555 nucleotides. NCBI's taxonomy places the organism in Eukaryota, Fungi, Glomeromycota, Glomeromycetes, Diversisporales, Gigasporaceae. The record is from the annotation of a GenBank genome assembly.
AUGAGUUUACAAUCACUACUGAUUCCUUUGUCUUCGUUUACAUUUCAUGAUUUUAUAAUAUUUUUUAUUAUUGCUAUUGUGGCUUAUACGUUUAAAUUCUAUUAUACCUAUUUUACUCGUGAAAAUAAACUUCCUGGGCCCUUUCCACUACCUUUGAUCGGUAAUCUUUAUUUUCUUUAUAGAGAAUUAGAUGAUAUCCUCUUUGAUCUUCAAGAAAAAUAUAGAAGUGGACUGUUUGAGUUUUAUAUUGAUUCUGAGCGAAAGAUCUGUAUAGGAGAUGCAAAACUACUGAAAGAAAUUAACAAAUAUUCAUCAAAUACAAAAUUUAAAAGUCAUGCUGAAUUUGAAUUAGAUGAGUUAGCUGGCUUAGGAAUUGGCUUCAACAAUAAUUUAGAAUCUUGGAAAAAUAAUAAAGCAUUCCUGAUCCAAAGUGUUAUAACACCUUCAUUUUGGAAAAAAUAUAUUAAAGAAAUUGAAAUGAUAUUUGAAAACUCGAUAAAUUUGGUGGAAUGCAAACAAAAAAGUGCUAGUUUUGAAAUUGAUUUUAAGGAAUAG